Molecule: messenger RNA, 1366 nt
Organism: Diospyros lotus (date-plum)
Lineage: Eukaryota; Viridiplantae; Streptophyta; Magnoliopsida; Ericales; Ebenaceae
Product: GDSL esterase/lipase At5g45950
Exons: 5
Coding region: 88-1167 (359 amino acids)
Molecular function (GO): hydrolase activity, acting on ester bonds
Source: RefSeq, a predicted model, not a curated record
CUGCCAGCCAGAGCCAGCUCAGGACCAAUUACAAGCUUCUUCUUUCUCAGUUAGCUUUCUGUGGAACUCAGUUUCUCUGUGUCUCCAAUGGUGAGGGUGGUGAUGAUUCUGCUUAUGGCUGCAAUAUUAGCCAUAAUAAUGCCAGUGUUUGCACAGGGCUUCAACAUUCAUCAGCUAAGGCAAAUGGUAGCCAAAACCAAUAGCUCUUGUUUGUUGGUGUUUGGAGAUUCAAGUGUUGACCCUGGCAACAACAACCAUCUUCCACUGGCCCCUAAAAGCAAUUUCCCACCUUAUGGGAAGGAUUUGUUCACCGGCCGCCGCCCAACUGGAAGGUUCACUAAUGGAAGGCUUGCCACUGACUUCAUUGCGGAAGCAUUUGGCUACGUGAACGUAAUCCAAGCAUUUCUUGAUCCAACCAUAAAGGAGGAAGCUUUAUUACACGGUGUUAGUUUUGCAUCAGCUGGCUCUGGCUACGACGAGCUAACCACCAACUUAUCGAAGGCGUUGCCUAUAUGGAAACAAAUGGAGUAUUUCAGGCAUUAUAAGAUUCACCUGAGUCGAGAAGUAGGAGAGAUGAAGGCUGAAGAAAUCAUCAGAAAUGCCAUACUUAUAGUAAGCAUGGGCACAAAUGAUUUCCUCCAAAACUACUACAUUGACCCCACUCGUUCUCAGCACUUCACUGUCAAGCAAUACCAGAAUUACUUGAUCUCUCGCAUGCUUCGUUUUGUUAAAACAAUGCAUGAGAUGGGAGCAAGAAGAGUGGCAAUUGUGGGGGUUCCCCCUUUUGGAUGCAUGCCCAUAGUGAAGACACUCAAGGACGAAUCCAAAUGCGAUGAUGAAUAUAACAAAGUCGCAUUCUCCUUCAAUUCCAAAAUAAAGCAGAAGUUGGCAGUCCUAAAUGCAUCACUAGCAAUGCAAACUGCAUACAUCGACAUAUAUAGAGUCAUAGCAAGUGCCAUACAUAGCCCCAAGAAAUAUGGUUUCGAGGAGACAUCAAAGGGAUGUUGUGGCUCAGGGCUGAUAGAAUUUGGCGACACAUGCAAGGGCAUGAGCACUUGUGCUGAUCCAACGAAGUACGUAUUCUGGGAUGCCAUUCAUCCAACUCAAAAGAUGUAUGAAUUUAUUGCUAUUGAGGCUUUGAAGUCUCUUGCAGCGAGUAUGAAUUGAUGAUAACCUAAGGAUGCUGCCAACUAGCUAGUCUCAAAAAGUACACCUGUCUCUCUAGUAGUACUAUUAAUUUGUGUGUUUCUCUUUUAUGAUUUUUGCUUUCCUCCCAUCUCAUUUUGGGUUCAUGUCGUUAUCAAUGUGGCAAUAAUUAAAUGUAAAAUACCAAAAGAUCAAAUAAAUUAAAAUAAAAAAGAAAAAG